Molecule: messenger RNA, 767 nt
Organism: Propithecus coquereli (Coquerel's sifaka)
Lineage: Eukaryota; Metazoa; Chordata; Mammalia; Primates; Indriidae
Gene: TCF23
Product: transcription factor 23
Exons: 3
Coding region: 56-700 (214 amino acids)
Biological process (GO): developmental process; regulation of transcription by RNA polymerase II
Molecular function (GO): protein dimerization activity; DNA-binding transcription factor activity, RNA polymerase II-specific; RNA polymerase II transcription regulatory region sequence-specific DNA binding
Source: RefSeq, a predicted model, not a curated record
CUCAGGCACUGUAUUCCUGCCCUGUGGGCUGCAGCCCUGUACCCUGGGGAGUGGCAUGUCACAGAGGGAAGCCAAAGGGGCACCAGCAAUGCCAGCAGUGGGGCGUAACCGGGCUAAGGCCAAAGGACGGUUGCUGCCAGGCACCGACAGGAAGAGGAGCCGUCUCAGCAGGACAAGGCAGGACCUGUGGGGAGAGACAAGCUGGAGCAACCAAAGAUGGAGCAGAGCUGCCCCCAGCCCGCAGGGGGCCAGGGCUAGCAGCCUGGCUCUUGGCAGGAGCGAGUCCAGUCCUGAGAACGCUGCCCGGGAACGGAGCCGGGUGAGGACACUGCGCCAGGCCUUCCUGGCCCUGCAGGACGCUCUGCCUGCCGUGCCACCUGACACCAAGCUCUCCAAGUUGGACGUGCUGGUGCUGGCUGCCAGCUACAUAGCCCACCUUACCCGCACACUCGGCCACGAGUUGCCUGGCCCCGCCUGGCCACCCUUCCUGCGUGGACUCUGUUAUUUGCAUCCUCUCAAGAAGUGGCCGAUGCGAUCUCGUCUUUAUGCUGGAGGCCUGGGGCGCUCUGGCCUUGACUCCACCAUAGCCACCGCCUCCGGCCAAAGAACAAGAGAUGCAGAGAUGGGGUCCCAAGUCUCUGGAGAGGCAGACACUCUCCUUCCCUCCAAGCCACUCUCACCAGCUCUUGGUGACAAAUAAUCAUCACAUUCACCCUUUUCUCCUAGACUGCAGCUCACACUUAGGGACCUGGACUUUCCACCAGCCC